Lycium ferocissimum is the source of this 897-nucleotide messenger RNA. Its product is annotated as peroxidase 3-like. The coding region runs from base 52 to 897 and encodes 281 amino acids. Gene Ontology annotation, molecular function: peroxidase activity; heme binding. The transcript is spliced from 4 exons. Gene Ontology annotation, biological process: response to oxidative stress; hydrogen peroxide catabolic process. Gene Ontology annotation, cellular component: plant-type cell wall; plasmodesma. Lineage: Eukaryota; Viridiplantae; Streptophyta; Magnoliopsida; Solanales; Solanaceae. The record is from RefSeq and is a predicted model, not a curated record.
AACGCAACAAAACAAGUGAUCACUUUUGAGAAUUAAUUAAGUAGCAACAAAAUGGCUACAUUUAGCUCUUUGGGUUUUCUAGUAUUGAUUUUUGUAGGAAUUUUAGGUUCUAGCCAUGGCCAAUUGCAGCUCAAUUUCUAUAGCAAGAGCUGCCCAAAAGCAGAGAAGAUGAUUCAAGACUAUGUCCAAAAGCACAUUCCAAAAGCUCCAUCUCUUGCAGCUGCCUUACUCAGAAUGCAUUUCCAUGAUUGCUUUGUUAGGGGAUGUGAUGCUUCUGUGCUCCUAAAUUCCACUAAGAGUACAGGAAAUCAGACAGAAAAAGUGGCAAUCCCAAAUCAAACAUUGAGAGGAUUUUCCUUCAUAGAUGGUGUGAAGAAAAUAGUAGAAGCAGAAUGCCCAGGAGUUGUCUCUUGUGCUGAUAUUGUUGCCUUGGUUGCUAGAGACUCUGUAGUACUCACUGGAGGUCCAUACUGGAAUGUGCCAACUGGUAGAAGAGAUGGAAGAAUAUCAAAUUUCUCGGAAGCCUUAGCAGAUAUUCCAGCUCCAACUAGUAACUUCACUAGACUCCAGUCAUCUUUUGCCAAGAAGGGUCUUGAUCUAAAGGACUUAGUCCUAUUGUCUGGUGCUCACACCAUUGGAAUUUCUCAUUGCCCAUCAUUUUCAUCACGUCUGUACAAUUUCACCGGAACUUUUGGUACACAAGAUCCAUCUCUAGACAGUGAAUACGCGGCCAAUCUAAAGGCCAAGAAAUGCAAAUCCAUCAAUGGUAAAUUCAUAAUCACAAACUUCGGCAACGAUUCACCAUCAAACUCGCCUUCGUCUUCCUUUUCUGCUUCUCCUUUCCAACGUCAUUCUCCAAACAACUUAAAACAACGUCAUUCCUUACGCUGCGAAUAA